Molecule: messenger RNA, 2736 nt
Organism: Annulohypoxylon truncatum
Lineage: Eukaryota; Fungi; Ascomycota; Sordariomycetes; Xylariales; Hypoxylaceae
Product: vacuolar sorting protein 1
Exons: 5
Coding region: 325-2424 (699 amino acids)
Biological process (GO): peroxisome organization
Cellular component (GO): peroxisome; microtubule; membrane
Molecular function (GO): microtubule binding; GTPase activity; GTP binding
Source: RefSeq, a predicted model, not a curated record
CAAGUGCCACCCGCGUUGCGACUGGCGAUUUGAUAAAUGUUCCCUAACCCAAAUGAUUCCCAGAGUUUCCUUCUUUUACCAAAAAUAACGAUAUUUCCACAUUUCCGUAUUUCCAUACCCCUUUGCAAUUUUACAUUUGUGGACUGAGUUCACCUGUGAUUAAUACGGCUCUAGCUUCUCCCCUCGGACUGGAAAGCGAGACUUGCAAGCUCCACCGACAUUUUCCAACCUUGGAACUUUGAAACCCGAGACUAUCUGGUCAGGCCAAACACCCACAAAGUCUAGUCUUGAAUCCGAAUACAUACUUGGACAGUGAUAGUAAAAAUGGCCGAUUCGCUGAGUACACCGGGAGGCAUCUCAGAUCCUGCUCUCAUCAAGCUCGUCAACCGGCUUCAGGAUGUCUUUACCACGGUUGGCGUCAACAACCCGAUCGAUCUACCGCAAAUAGUUGUCGUCGGAAGUCAGUCUAGCGGCAAGAGUUCCGUGCUGGAGAACAUCGUCGGACGAGACUUCUUACCUCGAGGAUCCGGUAUCGUAACAAGACGACCCCUCAUUCUACAGCUUAUCAACCGGCCUGCGACGUCCCAAACGAACGGGGUUAGCGAGGGGAUCGAUAACGCUACCGACAAGGCAGCGAAUGUAGACGAGUGGGGAGAGUUCUUGCACAUUCCAGGCCAAAAAUUCUACGAUUUUAACAAGAUCCGGGAUGAGAUUAGCAGGGAAACGGAGGCCAAGGUCGGCCGCAAUGCCGGCAUCUCUCCCGCGCCUAUCAACCUAAGAGUCUACUCCCCCAACGUCCUGACCUUGACGCUCGUCGACUUGCCUGGUCUAACGAAAGUACCUGUGGGCGAUCAGCCGAGGGAUAUCGAACGACAAAUCAAAGAUAUGGUCCUCAAAUAUAUCCAAAAGUCGAAUGCCAUCAUCUUGGCAGUCACCUCCGCCAACAUCGAUUUGGCUAAUUCGGAUGGUCUAAAGCUCGCCAGAGAGGUAGAUCCCGAAGGACAGAGAACCAUCGGUGUUCUGACUAAGGUAGAUCUGAUGGACGAGGGCACAGAUGUUGUGGAUAUUCUGGCUGGACGCAUUAUUCCCCUUCGACUUGGAUAUGUGCCCGUUGUUAACAGAGGACAACGGGAUAUCGACAACAAGAAGCCUAUCUCAGCAUCCCUCGAAUCAGAGAAGAACUACUUCGAGAACCACAAGGCUUACCGAAACAAGAGCUCGUACUGUGGUACUCCUUAUCUGGCAAGGAAGCUGAACCUCAUUUUGAUGAUGCACAUCAAACAGACUCUACCCGAUAUUAAAGCUAGAAUUUCCAGUUCGCUGCAGAAGUACUCCGCUGAGCUCGAAAGUCUGGGUCCGUCAAUGUUGGGCAACAGCGCAAACAUCAUCUUAAACAUCAUCACCGAAUUUACAAACGAGUGGCGAACUGUUCUAGAGGGAAACAACGGCGAGCUGUCCAGCACGGAACUCUCCGGUGGUGCCCGAAUUAGCUUCGUAUUCCACGAGUUGUAUUCAAACGGCGUUAAGGCGGUGGAUCCCUUCGAUGUUGUCAAGGAUGUCGACAUUCGAACGAUAUUGUACAACUCCUCUGGUUCCUCUCCUGCGCUUUUCGUUGGGACAACCGCAUUCGAAGUGAUCGUCAAGCAGCAAAUCAAGCGAUUAGAGGAGCCUAGUCUCAAGUGUGUCUCGCUCGUUUAUGACGAGUUAGUACGCAUCUUGACUCAGCUUCUCACCAAAGCACUAUAUAGGAGAUAUCCCCAACUAAAGGAGAAGUUCCACAACGUCGUCAUCACCUUUUUCAAGAAGUCCAUGGAACCUACCAACAAGCUUGUCCGGGAUCUUGUUGCCAUGGAAGCUUGCUACAUCAACACGGCCCACCCCGACUUCCUUAAUGGGCAUCGAGCAAUGGCCAUAGUCAACGAGCGAUACAACGGAGCAAAGCCAGUUCAAGUUGACCCGAAGACCGGAAAACCUUUGCCGGCGUCAGCUACUCCCGCUCGCGCUGCUAGUCCCUCUUUGGAUGGUAACCUCGACAACAACACGGGCUUUUUCGGAAGUUUCUUCGCCGCCAAGAACAAGAAGAAGGCUGCUGCCAUGGAGGCUCCUCCACCGACACUAAAGGCCUCUGGAACUCUUUCCGAGAGAGAAAACAUUGAAGUCGAAGUUAUUAAGCUAUUAAUCGCUUCGUACUUCAACAUUGUCAAGAGAACUAUGAUCGAUAUGGUCCCUAAGGCUAUCAUGCUGAACCUUGUCCAGUUCACGAAGGAUGAGAUGCAACGAGAACUGCUGGAAAACAUGUACCGAAACGAGACUCUAGAUGACCUCUUGAAGGAGAGCGACUACACUAUCCGCCGACGAAAGGAAUGCCAGCAAAUGGUUGAGUCUCUUGGUAAGGCCAGCGAGAUUGUCAGCCAAGUUCAGUAGUGAAUAGGAUGGGUAUCAGCCCCUGGGGAUCAGAUCUUUUGAUCAGAUAGGCAUGGUGGCUACGGCGCCGAGCGCCGAGGAAGAACACCAAGCCAUCAUUGAGUGUAAUGCUUUGUUGGUAGUAAGAAUUGGGUCGUGUUGAGUACAUCUGCCCCCUUUUCAUCCACUUUAUGAAACUCCUUUAGUCACGUCAUACCCAACCCCUUAGACAUGUCGUCGGUAGAUGAGAAUAGCAUUCCAUAAAAACGGAAUAGUUAAUGUAUCUAAAAUGAAAAAUUCCUUUACUAGUGAGUUUUUUAAUCGCCUUUCGAU